UGAGUGGAAUCGUCACCUUUCCUGCAUUCGCUAAACUGUUGCCUGUAAAGAAGGAGCCAGGAACUUAACCAAUUCGGGCUGUUUCUAUUCAAAUGUUCCAAGAGGGCAUCUACACAUCCGGAGACUUCUCAGUGCUCUUUGAAGCUUAGAAGAAACGGACAUCAGAAACUGCCCUCUGAAACCAUAUUCCAGAGGUGCUCCUGAACAAGUUGUCUGCUGGUGUGAGCUUCAAGGGGGAUAUGUAAAAGGCCAACCGCAUUCAUUCAUUCUGUGACCCAGGAAAGGAAAAUUAGCCUGUGAGCAAUCCUGACAGUUGAAUUCUCUGAGCCCUGGCCUGUCGUCAGCAUAUCUGAGACCCUCUCCUGCUGAGAAUCAGUAGCUCUGGCAACCCUUCGCCUGCAGGAUACCGUGAGGGAAAUCAACAAAGCUGUAGACAAUUCAUGCCCUAUACUCUGACAUCCUUCAAGCUGGGCAUCUGAGCGGGAACAUUGUAAUCUCCAACCUUAGGGAAGACUGACAAAGUCAGGCAAGAGGGCUGAAAACUCGGAUAUGCUGAGCCAGUGAUAUACAAAACCUUAAGCAAAUCACCUCACAGGGGAACCCGAUUAAAGCAACAUCAUUAGUCUGCAGAUCUAGAUGAACUGUUGAUAAGAAGGAGCCUUUUCUCCUGGUACUAAAAACAAAGCAAAACAAAAUAAAAGAGAACCUCAACAAUCUAAUAUAAUACAUUAAGAGAUUCUUGUCUCCAUGCCAGUAUUAUAAAGUUGUUUCACCAUAUUUAUUUUCACCAGUGAAAGAUUAAGAGUGUGAACACUGACUAUUUCUUUACUUGUUGUCUAAACUGACUAAGACGCUCUGGUAGGCCUAUUUGCCAGGGGUCUGCUUACUAGAGCACAGGGACGUGCAACAACUGGUAAGUUAGAGGACUACUCACUGCCUUCUUGCUUAUGCGCUACUGAUUUUGGUCUGUAUCACAUUGGUGAAGCACCACCAAAACAUUCACAGACAGGUCAGGUGACUGUGGAAUGCCUCAAGGGCAAUAGAAAUCAAAUAGAAGCAAAUAUCAACUCAAAUCUUGAGUGAUGACGGAGGUGCAUUUUAAGUAUCAUGGAAAUCUCACGGGGCGGGCUCAUUUUCCCACUCUGGCAACAGAGGUUGACACCACUUCAGACAAGUAUUCCAACCUGUACAUGUAUGUAGGCUUGUUUCUGAGCCUGCUGGCCAUUCUUCUCAUCCUGCUCUUCACAAUGCUUCUUCGACUCAAGCAUGUCAUCUCACCCAUCACCGAGAGCACAGAGAGUGUUCCUCAGUUCACAGACGUGGAAAUGCAAAGCCGAAUUCCCACUCCUUAAAGUCAGACCGCUGGCGAGACUUCAUCGGAUAUCAGCAAAGCCUGGAGGGCUGAUGUACAAGAAGGCUUUCUUUUCCUUGUGAGGCUUCGCAUGUAGCAAGCUGCUCGUGUUUUCUAUUCGUCAUUCUUCAUCUUCACUGUGCUUGUGGGACAUCUAAGAGGCUUAAGAGUCAUUCUUUUAAAGGAAACCGGCAAAUAGCAGCUGGUUGAGCUGGUAGGUUUCCAUAGUAACCAGAGAGCUCCUGAGCCUUGAACAAACCUCAGACCACAGAAAUUCAUAUGCAGCAGUUGUUAAAAUGCAAGAUCCUUGGAAGCUGCAAACACGAAUUUCCCUUAGGAUGUUCUGAGGACCCCCAAGAAAAUGACAGGCUUUAAUUUAUUACUUUAACUCGAAAGAAUGAUUUCAUAUGUAACACGGACAUCUCUUGACCUGGAGCUAAAUCAUGUCACAGGUGAAUGGAACGGAUUAUUAAUCUUUUCUCAAACGAACAAUGCUUUAAUUAUCAUAGGCCUUCCGAUUUCUCCCAAAUUAAGGAAGAGAUUUAAAGAACCUGCUACUAUUGGAGGAGAAAUUUUGCAGAAAGUUUCCGGUGAAUGAGAAAAAUGCGCAUAUUCUAUCUAUGUUAUUACUAUUACUGGACUUUUAAAAACUCAGAUAAUGGCAGAUGUAUUACUGCAAUCUGGGACAAUGAGCUCCUUCCAAAUCAAGGAAAAAUUAAGUCAAACUUUUCUCAUAAGGAUUUUUGCAUUAUACAUGCAGCUUCUUUGUCUUUUUCUCCCUUCUUACCCCAAAGCAGGAUUGAGUUGCACAUAAGUGUGAACUUGAUUUGAAGGUUGACUUGGUAACGAAGACACAAGUGUAUAUUUCAAAGCAGAACGAAAUGAUCUUGGGAUUCUGUUACUGAGUGACUCUGACUUUGACCAAAGCAUGCCAGCUUUCUGGGUCUCGAAUUUUUCUUGUUGAAAACUAUUCAGAGAGCUAUUUCAUUAUCACUUUUUAGAUAUGAGUAUAAGACACACACAGACUGAAGGGGAUAAAACUAAAAGUUACCCUGCAACAAGUUGUUAUUAAGAUCAAUGUCCUCAAAUGUCACAUUUGUCUUUCCCAGAAUAUGCUCCUUCCUUCCUGAUCCCUGCCAAAAACUGAAGUGUUUCACUUAUUGUCUAUAAGAGAGGUAUAUUUUAAAAGUUUCCAUUCUCAUGAGUAGCUUUAGUGUGCCAGUAAUGAAUAAUUUAAUUAAAGAAAACUUUACUUUUCAAAGUGAAACCAAAGGAGACAAGCGACGUUUACAAAUUAGAAGUCGGAAAAUUGGUCAUAUUCUUGCCGCCAAAGAAAUGGGAUGCCUGUCUUAGAGUUUUACAUGUUUAUAAAAAAAAUCAGUUGCUCCUUGUAAUUAAAGCAUUGUCAUUAAAUUUCAU
Myodes glareolus (Bank vole) is the source of this 2770-nucleotide messenger RNA. It is a transcript of the gene Sertm2, whose product is annotated as serine rich and transmembrane domain containing 2. Gene Ontology annotation, cellular component: intracellular membrane-bounded organelle. The record is from RefSeq and is a predicted model, not a curated record. Lineage: Eukaryota; Metazoa; Chordata; Mammalia; Rodentia; Cricetidae.